AUGGUUCAAAAAAUUAAGCCUGUUCCAGCAUCUCCAAUUGCUUCAAAAAUUGAAAUUGCUACACAAACUCCAGUGGUCUUGAAGGAGCCAAACCAUAAGAUUACUAAAAGCACAAGGUCAGGGCUGAUCUUCCCAGUUGCAAGAAUUCAAAAUAACAUAAAAAAGGGCAGGAUUGCAGACAAGGUAUCUUUGAAUGGAUCAGUCUUUAUGAGUGCUGUGCUUGAGUAUCUUACUGCAGAAGUCCUAGAAAUAUUGCAUUGCGUUAAGUGUUUAGGUGUCUAAGGGACAAAGCCAAAAUGCUGACUUCACGAACAUUUCUAUCCAAAGUGUUGGACAAUCCCAAAUAAACUGCCUACAACCUGAUAGGCGUCUCUCAUCUGAUGCGAUGAUGAUGUCGCCUUGUCUCACUCAGUUCCUGCACGGGUUCCGCCUAAGGGUUAUCCUCCUCGGAUGUGCUGAGUGGCAAAACUCUGAGUCUCUUGAUUGAACUGUGGAGCAGUUCCUUUCGUUAUCCCUAAAUUUAAACCACCUAUUGCAGAGCAGAAGUUCUCUAGGCAAAAUCAAGUCCCAUAAUUAAAAAUUGCAUGAAGAAGAGAAAAUUAGCAGAACUAAUUUCUCUCAAACCGAAUGCCAUUUUAUUUAUAUACUUCCUAGAAACAGCUGGAGAUAAGUGUUUGGAAAGAAAUAAAGGAAAAAGAAGAAUGAUUCAGCCUCGAGAUAUUUGUCUAGCUAUAAAAGAUGACGACGAACUUAAUCAGGUCGUAAGCAAAGAUGCUGUGAUUCCUGGAGGUGGAGUAAUCCCUUAUAUUCGUGAAGAGAUGAAAAAUAAAAAAAAAUUAAAGAAAAACAAAGCCCAAGAAGUUGUCACUUGUGAGGCGUAA
Molecule: messenger RNA, 881 nt
Organism: Blepharisma stoltei
Lineage: Eukaryota; Ciliophora; Heterotrichea; Heterotrichida; Blepharismidae
Source: the annotation of a GenBank genome assembly